AUGACUUCUAGAGCUUUACUUGUUCCCCUGAAGCUUUACAAUAAGUCGAUAAGGCUUAAUGAUUCUAUUCACUAUGAGGUGUUCAUGUACAUAGCUUUCAUGAGCUGUUCCUUUAAAAGUAUUUGGGCAGGGAUAUUGGUUAUUGAACAUAUGGAGGAAGAUGAAGCCUGUUUAUUUGGUGAUGUUGUGUUGACUUCUUUUUGCCCGAGGAUUCUUGUUGUAUCCACCCCAAAUUACGAGUAUAAUGUCAUACUCCAGAAAUCUGCUCUGCAAAGCCAAGAGGAGGAUCCAGACGAGAAAAACCAAUCGCAAUCUUGUAAAUUCCGCAAUCAUGACCACAAAUUCGAGUGGACUCGGGAGCAAUUUGGCUGCUGGGCAUCUGACUUAGCUACAAGGCACAACUAUACUGUUGAAUUCAGCGGAGUCGGUGGAGUUGUUGAUGUGGAACCCGGGUUUGCCUCACAGAUUGCUGUUUUUAGGAGGGUUGAUACAACUCUGAAGAAUGCAGAUUCAACCCAUAAUUACGAAGUUUUAUGGGAGUGGAGUCAAUCUAACAUGUAA
Ilex paraguariensis (yerba mate) is the source of this 561-nucleotide messenger RNA. Lineage: Eukaryota; Viridiplantae; Streptophyta; Magnoliopsida; Aquifoliales; Aquifoliaceae. The record is from the annotation of a GenBank genome assembly.